AUGCUGAUAGGACUUGUACGAGAUUCGGUGAUGCAGUGCUUCUGCCACUCAUGCAGGGCGCCCGUUUUACCAGCAGCUCACCGGCGCUCGGUGCCCGUCAAGAAACCCGUCGGAAAGCCAAGGACUAAGCAACCAAAGAAAGUGAAAUUCAUCACCACUGAGAUCCGCUGUCAGGAGAUGUCUAAGGGAGGGUUGGCGUAUGAAGUGAUCCUCGCUGAGCCUGUGGGCGUGCCCGUGCCGCGCCGCGCGGACUCACCUGAGAAGACGCCUUCGGUCGAAGAGAUACAGGAGAAGUUGAAGGCUGCUGAAGAGAGGAGACGUAGUUUGGAAGCAAGCAAGAUGGCUGCUAUCGCUCAAAAAAUGCAGAAAAUCGAAGACGCGUCGCGCAUCCGCAGCGAACAGACGAACAACUUCAUCGUGGCCACAAAGGAAGCCCUGGACGCCAAGAUGGACUCCCACGAGGAGAAACGCGAGGCCUACAUCAACGAGCUGCGGGCGAGGCUCAAGGAUCAUCUGGAGGGAGUCGAGAAGACCAGGUUGACCUUGGAGCAACAGACAGCUGAGGUGUACAAGGCUAUCGAGGACAAGAUGAACACCGCGGCCGACAAGCGAGACGAGAACAUCAAGAAGAUGCUGGAGCGUCUGCGGGAACAUGAGGAGCAGGUCCGCAAGGUCCGCGCGGGCAACCAGGAGCGCUUCCAGCAGCUGGAGAGCGCCAUACAGGACAAGCUGCAGCAGGCCGCCGACCGCCGCCUGCAGAUAGAGGCGGAGCAGAGGGAGAAGCUGCGCAACCAUAACAACAAGCCGGCGGAGGUGCGCUCCGUCAUCACGGCCAAGAUGGACGAGAUCUCCAAGGACAUCGAGACCAAGCUGACCGCCGCCGAGCAGAACAGGGAGAAGGAGAUACAGAAGAAACUAGACUUCGUUAAGAAGGAGGAGCGACGUGCAGAGCUGGUGCGGCAGAACAAGUUCGCGCGCGCCGAGAGUGAGGCGCCCACCUCCGGCUAG
Molecule: messenger RNA, 1008 nt
Organism: Danaus chrysippus (African queen)
Lineage: Eukaryota; Metazoa; Arthropoda; Insecta; Lepidoptera; Nymphalidae
Source: the annotation of a GenBank genome assembly